AUGAAGACCAGCUCUCAAGUCCGUCUGCUCCUCUGGAAGAACUGGACUCUGCGCAAACGCCAAAAGAUUCGCUUCAUGGUUGAAAUCCUCUGGCCGGCAGUUUUAUUUAUUGGUCUGGUGUGGCUGAGAAGCGCCAACCCCCUGUACCAACAGCAUGAGUGUCACUUCCCAAACAAAGCCAUGCCCUCGGCCGGGAUCCUGCCAUGGAUCCAGGGAAUAUUUUGCAACGCUAACAACCCAUGUUUCCGACAGCCCACCCGAGCAGAGGGGCCUGGGGUGGUGUCCAACUACAACAACUCUCUACUGGCUCGUUUCUACGCAGACCUCCAGGAGCUGGUCCUAAAAGACACUGACGUCCAUCAGCUGCGGCGGAUUUGGACUGAACUGUCUUCGUUCUCAGACUUUAUGGAGACUAUUCGCCACAACCCCUCUUCAGUGUCAGGUCGUGGUCUGAAGGUAGAAGACAUUUUGAAAGAUGAUGAAGUUUUCACAUCGUACUUACUGAGGGACGUGCACCUGACAGAGUCUGUGGUGUACCAGCUCUCCAACGCACGGAUCCGGCUCGAACAGUUUGCGUAUGGGAUCCCGGACCUGCAGCUCAAAGACAUUGCGUGCAGUCAGGCGCUGAUGGAGAGGUUCCUGAUCUUUCCCAGUCGUCGUGGGUUACACAGUGUGAGGAACGCCAUGUGCGCCCUGAGCCAACAGAGCCUGCAGACCAUCGAGGACGUGCUCUACGCAAACCUGGACUUCUUCAAGAUCUUCAGACUGAUAUGA
Messenger RNA from Knipowitschia caucasica, 774 nucleotides. NCBI's taxonomy places the organism in Eukaryota, Metazoa, Chordata, Actinopteri, Gobiiformes, Gobiidae. The record is from the annotation of a GenBank genome assembly.